Molecule: messenger RNA, 1935 nt
Organism: Alternaria arbusti
Lineage: Eukaryota; Fungi; Ascomycota; Dothideomycetes; Pleosporales; Pleosporaceae
Exons: 4
Coding region: 1-1935 (644 amino acids)
Biological process (GO): carbohydrate metabolic process
Molecular function (GO): hydrolase activity, acting on carbon-nitrogen (but not peptide) bonds; chitin binding
Source: RefSeq, a predicted model, not a curated record
AUGCGCUACACUGGACUAUACGCUGCGGCUCUGGUCGCACCCCUCGUGGCUGCUCACAGCGACUUCCCUGUACCGAAGAUUGUUGGUCUAGGACCCCGAGAGAUUGGUCAACUCAGGAGCAGGAACAUUCUUGGUGGACAUGCGGCGCACGUUGCAGGGCCCAAUCUACGUUUGACAGCACGUCAAGGUGGCAUUGAUGGUCGGUGCGGACCGAAUAACAGCGGUGCGAGCUGUGCCGAGGGCUACUGCUGCUCUGUGGAGGGCUACUGUGGUCAGGGAGGUGACUACUGUGAAGCACCCGACUGUCAGUUCCAGUACGGCCCUGCCUGUGAUGCCAACAAACUCCCUACUGGAGGCAGCACUCGCAACAUUGCUCGUCCCAAGCUCGGCAACCAGCCAUACGGUGGAGAGGGCAUCUACGAUUGCACUGAGCCAAACACGGUUGCCAUCACAUACGAUGAUGGCCCAUACAUCUACACUGAAGGUGUGUUGGAUCAGUUCAAAGCUGCCGGAGCAAAGGCCACUUUCUUCGUCACCGGUGUCAACAUCAACAAGGGCGCAAUUGACGACACAAGCAAGCCGUGGGCUGCUACCAUCAAGCGCAUGAUCGCCGAGGGACAUCAAGUUGCCAGUCACACAUGGUCGCAUCAAGAUCUUAGUGCCAUCACCAGUCAACAGCGAUACGACCAGAUGGUCAGGAACGAGAUGGCCUUCGCCAACAUCAUGGGCAAAUUCCCCACAUACAUGCGCCCGCCAUACUCCUCUUGCACCGCAGCCUCAGGAUGCCAAAAGGACCUCGCUGAUCUAGGAUACGUCGUGUCCUACUUCGACCUCGACACCGACGACUACAACAACGUAACUCCAGACAAGAUCCAAAACGCCAAGGACAACGUCAAGAAGGCCAUCGACCCCAGUAACCCCCAGACGGACGCUUUCCAGGCCAUUGCACACGAUAUUCACGAGCAGACCGCUAAAAACCUGACUGGCUACAUGAUUGAAACCAUGAAGGCAAAGGGAUACAAGCUGGUUACUUUGGGCGAGUGCUUGGGCGAGCCUCAGACCAACUGGUACCGAGACGCUUCUUCUGGUCGCGUAGCCACCACGUCUGUCUUCACCCCUCCUGUUGCGGGUCCUACAUCAUCUGGAAGCGUUAGUUCCGCCGCACCUGCUGCCACUCCUACGGGCGUUUCCACGGAUGCCACCUGCGGAGGUACAUCUGGCUUCACCUGCCUUGGCUUCGCCCAAGGCGAAUGCUGCUCCCGCUACGGCUUCUGUGGAAACACCGACGGUCACUGCGGAGUAGGCUGCCAGGCCGGUUUCGGAAAAUGCGGUAACAAUGGCACUGCCCCGUCGUCUGGAAGUGGCAGUGCUUCUCAGCCAGCCGCUACUGGUGCUUCUUCAUCUGCGUCUGCUCCUACAUCUGCUCCCAGCGGUCUUGUUACUACGACUGAUGGCUCCUGCGGAGGUACAUCUGGUUUCACGUGCGUUGGUUUCGCAGACGGCGAGUGCUGCUCUCAGUACGGCUUCUGCGGUAAGACGACUGACUACUGUGGAACGGGCUGCAACCCGCUCUUCGGAAACUGCGCUGGGUCUUCUGGGUCCCCGGCACCUUCGAGCGCUGCUCCUUCCACAGCGGCUCCUUCGACCGCCGCACCUACUACCGUAUCCACAUCUACCCGUCCCGUCGUCACAAGCACCAGCACCAGCACUCGCGCGACUACCACCAGUACACGCACUUCCACUGCCCCGGCUGCUACUUCCUCCCCCGCGGGCCUCAAGGUGAGCAAGAACCGCUUGUGUGGUGCGCGCACCCAGCAGACGUGCAAAGGCUCUGCUUAUGGUAACUGCUGCAGCCCCGCUGGCAUUUGCGGAAACAGCCUGCUGUCCUGCAUGAAGAUGUUUGGAUGCCAGCCUGGGUUUGGUGACUGCCGGUAG